GCGUUAUAGUGUGGGAAGCAUCAAACGCUUCCUUCCUGCUUUCUUUCACUCUCACUCAUAGAAAGGCAGGGAAACAUGUGGCUGUAUCUGCUCCUGCUGCUGCUCCUGCUCGUCAUUCUUGGGAUCCCCGCUUUUAUUUACUUCUAUCUUAUUCAUGGUUCAGGGAAGAACCCCUUUAGCCAGCUGAUUCUGCACUCCCCCGAACCAGUAGUUAUGGACCCAGAAGUGCGCAAAAAGGUCCUCAAGAGAGGUUUCUCACUGGAUGCAGUGCCAUCCAACCUAGAUGCCAUAGUGAUUGGAAGUGGCAUCGGAGGCCUGUCUGUGGCCGUGGUCUUGGCAAAGGCUGGGAAACGGGUUCUGGUGUUAGAGCAGCAUGGCAAGGCCGGAGGAUGCUGUCACACCUUUAAACAAAAAGGCUUUGAAUUUGAUGUCGGCAUUCAUUAUGUGGGAGAGGUGCAUGAAAACAGCAUGACAAGGAUGAUCAUGGACCAGCUCACCAAUGGACAGCUUGAUUGGGUUCAAUUGGAAGAUCCCUAUGAUGUUAUAACCCUUGGGAACAAAGACUACGAGUUGUACUCUGGGAAGAAGGCCUUUGUGGAGGAAUUGGAGAGGCAGUUCCCAAAGGAAAAGGAGGCCAUCGAAAAAUUCAUGAGGCUGUCUUCGAUUGUUAGGCGGCAUAUACCUUUGCUGGCCAUCCUGAAGAUGAUUCCCAUGUGGCUGUCUGCAUUCCUGAUCCAAUGGGGCCUUGUUCACUUGGUCUCACCUGUUUUCAGGUUGGCAACUUCCAGCCAAAGCAAGAUUGUGGAGCAGCUAACCACCUGCCAGGACCUGCGAGCCGUCUUCAGCUACUUCUUCUAUGGAGUUCCUCCCAAAGAUUCCAGUUUCCUCAUGACAAGCCUGCUGGUCCGUCAUUAUCAACGUGGUUCAUGGUACCCAAAAGGGGGGCCCAGCGAAAUCCCUUUCCACAUGAUUCCCAUGAUUGAGCGAUCCGGAGGCACCGUGCUCAUGAAGGCCCGCGUGACUGAGAUCUUGCUCUCGGAGAGCGGUGCUGCUAUAGGAGUGAGCAUAGAGAAGAAACAUGGUGGCGAUGUAAAAGUGUAUGCUCCUGUGGUGAUCUCAGAUGCCGGCCUGUUCAAUACCUUUGGGAAGUUGCUGCCUCCUCAGAUCAGAAGCAAACCAGAGAUCCAGUCCCAACUUGGCUUGGUUCAACACAGCAUGGGGUCCUUCAUCGUCUUUGUAGGCCUUCGAGGGACGAAAGAAGAGCUUGGGAUCAAGUCGUCUAACUACUGGAUUUAUCAACAUAAUGACCUAGAUGGCAUUGCUUCAAAAUAUGCUACCCUAUCUAGAGAAGAAGUGAGUGCUCACCUCCCUAUGGUGUACGUCACAUUCCCAUCAGCCAAGGAUCCUAUAUAUGAAAAAAGGCACCCAGGUCACUCUUGUAUGAUCCUUAUCACCAUGGCUCACUACAAGUGGUUUGAGGAAUGGUCUGAAGGCCGUGUGAGGAACAGAGGGGCUGACUAUGACGCCUUCAAGAUGGAGAUUGCCCAGCAGCUCCUAGAUGUGGCUCUGGCAAAGUUCCCUCAGCUCAGUGACAAGAUAGACUUUAUGGAAGCUGCCUCUCCACUCACCAACCAGUACUAUCUAGCUGCUCCUCUGGGAGAAAUGUAUGGAGCUGAGCAUGAUCUGUGCCGCUUUGAUCCACUGGUUAUGGCUGCCAUGAGACCCAAGACUCCCGUUCAGAAUCUCUACUUAACAGGACAAGAUGUCUUCUGCUGUGGCCUUGCAGGUGCUCUGAAUGGAGGCUUGCUUUGUGCCUCUGCUGUGCUUGGACGCAACAUUUACUUGGACCUUCUCAAACUGAAGAGGAAGCUGAACACACUGAACCACAAGAAAGAGGCCUAGUCAUCUCAACUGGAGCUACCCUCUCAAAAACCAACCUAUUACACGUUGGUCCUAGGAACACAAGGCCUAUCUAGUCCAUGGUCUUGGUUCUCCUAGUAGAGAAUUGGAUGCCUUAAGAAAGCCAAUGUUAGGCCUUGAGGAAACAGCUCUCCUGUGCUGUUCUUCUCCACUAUUUGGUGUUCAGAACUGCACAGCCUCUUUAUCGUGCAGGUAAUACAUACCCUGUUUUCUCCAAAAUAAGACCUAACCUGAAAAUAAGCCCUAGUAUGAUUUUUCAGGAUUAUCGUAAUAUAAGCCCUACUCCAAAA
This is a messenger RNA of Pogona vitticeps (central bearded dragon), 2210 nucleotides long. The record is from RefSeq and is a predicted model, not a curated record. Lineage: Eukaryota; Metazoa; Chordata; Lepidosauria; Squamata; Agamidae.